Pseudozyma flocculosa PF-1 is the source of this 3267-nucleotide messenger RNA. RefSeq lists its product as uncharacterized. The record is from RefSeq and is a predicted model, not a curated record. The transcript has 3 exons. NCBI's taxonomy places the organism in Eukaryota, Fungi, Basidiomycota, Ustilaginomycetes, Ustilaginales, Ustilaginaceae. The coding region runs from base 1 to 3267 and encodes 1088 amino acids. Gene Ontology annotation, biological process: biosynthetic process.
AUGAAGAUCCUCUUCCUCUGCACCGCCUUCAACUCGCUAUCCCAGCGACUGGCCCUUGUGCUCAAGUCUCGCGGCCAUGCCGUGACAGUGGAGCUGGCCCUCUCGCCGCAGCUCAUGAUCUCGGCCGCCGAGCUCGCCGCGCCCGACAUUGUCGUCUGCCCUUUCCUCACCAAGCGCGUCCCUCCCGAGGUCUACUCGCGCUGGCUCACCCUCAUCGUCCACCCGGGCCCACCCGGCGAUGCAGGGCCCUCGGCCAUCGACUGGUGCCUCUUUGGCGACAUGGGCGAGGCCGACACGGCAGAGGCUCAGCUGGCCGCCAUCGACGCGCGUCACUCUGCCUCGGCGCCGCCACAGACCACCACCGCCGCCAUGCGCUCGCACUGGGGCGUCACGGUGCUGCAGGCCAUCGAGGCGCUCGACGCAGGACCCAUCUGGGCUUUUGACCAGUUUCCGCUCGACGAACAGGCCCGCAGCAUGACAAAGAGCGACCUCUACCGCGGGCCCGUGACGCGCGCCGCCCUCAACGGCGUGCUGGCCGCCAUCGACCGCAUCCAGGCGGCCGCCCAGGGGACGCGGUCCUACCCUCCCUCGCUGCCGGCGCCCGUGAAUGCUGGCAUCGAGUGCGUCAGCAGCGGCAUGCCCUUCCUCGGGGGCAAGACGCACGAGAGACCGCUGCUCAAGGCGUCGAUGCGCGACUUCCUCUUCCAGGGCCGCGCCAACGGCAGCGGGCCCCUCUGCGCAGACGCCAUCGUUCAGCGGAUCAACUCUGCCGACUCGCAGCCAGGCGUUCUGACCAGCCUGCUCGGCAAGCCGCUCUUCGUCUACGGCGCCGUCGUCCAACGCGAUCCGCUCCCCGAGGCCAUGGCCGCCCUGGCCCGCGAGGCACCCAGCGGCACGGUGCUGGCGACGCGAGAGGGAGCGGUUCUCGUCACCGUCGGCGCCGACCUGCCCAUCUGGAUCUGCCACCUUCGCCGGCCCAAGGCUAAGACCGACCGGCAGCUCCACCCCAAGCUGCCCGCCGUCAUGUGCCUGCUCUCGAUGCCCGAGCUGGCGCGCGACCUCGGCCUGCUCGACCGCGUCGACGAGUGGAGCCCUACCGCCGGCUUCGGGGCGGACCCCUCGGCGCCCUGGCGCCGCCGCCCGGGCACCUACCAGCAGGUCUAUGUCGAGCUUGAGUGGUACGGCGAGGGCGCCACCGUCGGCUAUGUCUACUCGGAGUUCUACAAUGGCGCCUUUUCGACGCUGCAGUGCGAGCUGCUGCUCGAGGCCAUCCACUGGACGCUGGCCCAGCCCGGGCUCAAGGCCAUCGUCAUGAUGGGAGGCUCGGGCUACUUUUCCAACGGCAUCGCCCUCAACGUCAUCGAGGGCUCCUCGGACCCAGCGGCCGAGGGCUGGGCCAACAUCAACGCCAUCGACGACUGCGUCGAGGCGCUCCUGGCGCCGCACGGCGUCCUGACGUUUGCGGCGAUGCGCGGCAACGCCGCAGCCGGUGGCCUGGCGGUCGCGACGGCGGCCGACGUGGUGCUGUCGGUCGAGCAUGCCGUGCACAACCCGCACUACCGCGGCCUCGGCCUCUACGGCUCCGAGUGGCACACCUACAGCUGGUACCAGCGCUGUGGCGCCGCCGUCGCCUCGAAGCUGGCGCGCGGCAUGCUGCCGCUCAGCGCGGCCGAGGCCAAGGCGGUGGGCCUGGUCGACCACGUCCUCGGCCAGGGCCACCUCGGCGCCCAGGCCGUCAUCGACGAGGUCAAGCACGUAGUCCAGCGCAUCGUCACGGCCAAGGUGCGCGACGUGGCCCACGACCGUACCGGCCUCCUCUCGAGCGCGGCGCCGUGGACGCGGGCCUUGCUUCCCGUCGUGGGGCAGGAGGUCGAUGACCGAUCGCUGGCCGACCAGCGGGUGACCAACAAGGCCAAGUACCUCGCCUACCUCUUCGCCGGCCGGCGCGAAGGGGCGACGCUGCGCCAGCACUUCCAGGUCUUCCGCCAGCACGAGCUCGACCAGAUGACGUACGAUUUCUUCCACCCGCACCGCGGCCAGCGCUUCCGCACGCGCUGCACCGCGUUUGUGCGCAAGCUGGUGCCCGAAGCCACGCCGAGCCGCUUCGCUCUGCACAGGAGAUACGGCACCGCCGACUGGAACGCGGCCAACGGUGGCGGCGGCGGCGGCAGCGGCGCCGUCGUGGUCGAGCGGGAUGAAGAGGAGCUGGAUGCCUUUGACAGCCUCGGCGACGUGCCGGCCACCGAGGCCGUGACGAGGCUGCCGCGCAGCCGUCCGGAGCUGCUGCCGGUGCGAAGCGUCAAGGCGUCCGAGAUCGACGGCAGCUCGCCCAUGUUCCGCAGCCCGAGCGACUUUUCCGACGGCGACGCCGACGCCUCGGACGCCAGCGAGUGGACGGUGCCGUCGUCUGCGCCGUCUGCCGCGUCGUCGCCGCGGCCGGGUACCAAGCGCUCGGCUGGCGCGUUUGGCGCCCACGUCCGCCGCCAGUCGAAGCCGGCCAUCAGCUUCGCUCCGACGACCGCCUUCGACGAGUCGGAGCCGUCGUCGUCGUCGGUCGAUGCCAGCAUCGUCUCGUCGACCAACGCCACCGUCACUGCUGGGCCUUCCUCGACGACGGCGGCCAGGCGGGAUGCAGCGGCGGCGAGGGGCCACCAUGCCCGCCGCGAGUCGUCGGGCCGCUCGGGCAAAGGCGGGUUCUACAACCGCUUCGUCAAGAUGUUUGCCUCGAUGUCGCGCAAGAGCGAUGGCGGCGACGAGUCAUUGGGCUCCUCCUCUGCCUCGUCCUCCUUUGGCACGAUGGCUGCUGUCCCGGGCCCGCAGGCGCAGAGCUACGAUGCGGCACCCCGGCGCACCGUCGUGAUGCACGAGGCGUCGACGGACUCGCUCCCCGUCGUCUCCUCGGCGGGGACCUACUCUGCCACCAUCCCGGCUCGACGAGCGACGCGCGGCAGCGGCAAGAGAAGACCUCUCUCCUACUCGGCCGCCUCUUCGUCGCCCAUGCCCUUUGAGAGCGGGUCGACGACCACCGCCACCGUCGUCGUUGGAGCGGGAUCAGAUGCGGGUGUGGGCCUGAGCGACAGGGCCAAGAGAGGCGCGAGUAAACGCUCGUCGAUCCACGUCUCGUCGCCAUCGUCGAGUCCCUUCUUGGGGACCAAGCCACCCACCGGUGUCGUCGAGAGCGGAGGGGGCGACUGCCUGUUUAGCUGUUAUUACGCCGAGGACGGGACCGCUUCGUCGCAGCACCCGACCGUCGUGGGGCAGAGGUAG